Orbicella faveolata is the source of this 2925-nucleotide messenger RNA. RefSeq lists its product as uncharacterized. The record is from RefSeq and is a predicted model, not a curated record. NCBI's taxonomy places the organism in Eukaryota, Metazoa, Cnidaria, Anthozoa, Scleractinia, Merulinidae.
AGGUAUACGGUAACCUUAAGCCAUCACGAUAUAUGAGCCAUUAUAACACGUACAUGCUCUACAAAUAACUCGUUUUCACUGUCACGCAAUAUCAAAUAAAUCGAAAACCAUUCAGUGGAUGAAGUCAAGAAAUUGUGAUCUUAUAUGAAAUAAAUAAAGACGACACUUCACCAAGUUUUCGGUCUGUGCGCUUUUCCAAACUGCAGCUUUUCGUCGAAAUGUUUCGCAGAAAUUUAGAGCCCAUUAUGGAAACGCCAUGUAGGUGCACCACAUAUCGAUACUCUGGUUUCCAAACAAAAGCACACUAUUGAACUGUAAAAUUGUAAACAGAUAUAAAUUUACUUUUUAUGCCUGAUGGGGAUAGAAACUUUGGUGUCAUUUGAAAACGACUUCAUCCAACCGACAAGGGGAGGGAGAGGAGGGCGCCUGGGAACGAGCUUAUAAACUCUGACGUCAAAAGUUAUCAACCAAUCCCGUAGCCUGCCCAAAGCAAGAGACUUUUGGAGGGAAGUUCGAUUCGAUUCGCGCUAUUCUUCGGUAGUUUGGUGAUGUAGAUUUAUGUACUGCGAGGAAGAACCGAGUAUUUUAUGUGCUAAGGAACAGACAGAUCUUAUUAUCAAUGCCUUGUUUGUUUGCGACGAAUGGAAAUCUUUAAAAGGUGGUUUAACCACUUUCAAUAGAGAGCUUGCUCUGAAUUUGGCUUUGAGUAAGAACUUCAAUGUUUUCUGUUAUGUCACUCAAAGCGACGAGGAAGACAGAAAAGACGCCAGUAAACACGGAGUGAAUUUAAUCACUGCCAAGAGUAUUCCUGGAUCUACUGAUCCCCUAGAUCAUUUGAAAAUACCGCCGCAACUUUCAAUUGACAUCGUGAUAGGCCAUGGAAGAAAGUUUGGUAGCCCUGCGUAUUUCAUAGCGGAACGUACAAAGUGCAAAUGGAUCCAAUUUGUUCACGUAUUCUGUGAAGAUCUCGGAAAGUUUAAGAAAGGGAAGCGAUCGACAGUAGAUACGAUUGAUGAAAACGAAAACAAGCACAAGCUUGAAAUACAGCUGUGCGAAGCGGCUGAUGUGGUUGUAAGCGUGGGAUCCGGACUACAAUACAAGUAUGGAAAAUGUCUUCCGGGUACUGAUGUUCAGGUUCUCACCCCGGGAAUUUUGGAGAGUUUUGCCAAUCAGCCGAAGCGUCUUCUUCCAGAGCCAGGUCCUAUCGUGACAGAUGAUUUCAGUGUCUACGUGUUUGGCCGAGUAACCUCGGAGGACCUAUUUGUUAAAGGAUACGAUAUCAUUGGAAAAGCAAUCGCUACCUUAGGAGAGAGAUUCAAACUGACAUCUGUUGGUUCACAACGUGGCAAACAAAGAGAAACAGAGGCAUGGUUUGUAAAGAAAACGGGGAUUAGGCGCGAGCAACUAACAAUCCGUCGUUAUUGUAAUCAAGAAGAAGUGAAGAGGAUGCUGUACGCCGCAGACUUGGUUGUUCUGCCAUCUCGUGCUGAAGGCUUUGGCAUGGCUGCCUUGGAAGCCAUUUCUGCUGCUAUCCCAGUUCUUAUCUCUAGGCAUUCAGGAAUCGCUUUAACUCUUCAGAAAGUAAAAGGUGGAGACUCUGUGGUUGUAGCAAGUCAAGAGCCAGAGGAAUGGGCCAGGAGAAUCGAGGAGUUGUCCCGCAAAGCACCCAAAGAGAGAUCUGAUAAUGCUAUUCACCUGCGAGAGAAUUACAGAAGAAUGUACCCAUGGAGCAUCGCAUGUGAGCGAUUCAAAGGGAUAAUUGAGGAUCUUUUUAAAGAUGCAAAGACAGGGUCUAACAAGGAGAACAUUUAUUGUAAACAAGAUGACCAGAAGUCAAAUGAAAGAGUUACCAGUGGCAUGGGUAAACGACCUCUAUCUGCUGAAGAAGACUUAGAGAAUAAAAGAAGAAAGUUAGAGAACUGUGAUGAAGCUGCUGUUCUACAGAGGCAAGUUUCACGGGACCUGCUUAAUCUCUUUCGCAUUCGUAAAAAUGAAAGUCAUCUGCUCAAAUGGGGUGAUGUAUCCUUGGCAAAAGACCCAACAACUGGAAAAGAAAGUCUUGUUUUGAAAGCUAGAUGUAGUUCUAAGCCACGUCAAGUUUUUCUGCCCGUAGCACAGAUGAGUACAGACCCAGGCACCAGCCAGUGCCCAGUUCAGACAUACAAAGAAUUUAAAAGUCACAGACCAGAAGAGAUGAAAGAGCCGGACUCCCCUUUCUAUUUGGCAGUCAAAGGGAAAAGAAGACCAGGAGAUCAAGUGUGGUACAUGAAAAGGGCACUGGCACAAAAGAAAUUAAAAUUGUUUUUAUGACUGAAGUUUGUUAUUUGUUUUUGCAGUGAUCCCAGGCUGAUACUGUAGUCCAUUAGGUAUUAAUAUAAGAAGUAAUCAAAGACUGAUAACUAUGUUAAAUAUGUUAAAAAUGAGAUGGUUAAAAUGCAAUUAGCCCUAAUUUCCAAAUCAGUGCGACUGUACUGAUUUUACACAUUGUAUCCUUCUAUAGCAAAAUUCAUGAUCAUGACUGAUUCUCCGAGUGCCUAUUUGUGACAAAAUUGGGCGCGUUCAUGUGAGUGUCCAAGUACAGGUAUCCAUUUACAAAAAGUUGUAAUUGGAUACCUGUAGUUGGAUACGUAAAGUGAUUCACAUAUCAGUUACGUGGGCUUUAAUGGUUUCUUCUUAAUGUUGCGUAUAGUUUUUAAAGCUCAUGGAAAGAGCUACUGACUUUUUCGCUCAAAAGAAUUUCUCCCAAGACUUUUUUAAUUUAGAAAUUUGUUGUAGAUAUGAUUGACUGGUAAUUGGACCUCACAUUAUACAAUUCAGUGAGUAAUUGUGCUCGUAAGUUCAAAUCAGCUUACGCUUCACGCUCAUCCGAUUUUGAAAUUACUCUCAUGAUUAAUAAUAGUAAUUGGACUGAGUGGAGUACAAUUC